AUGUCUGUCCAAAAUAAAAGCACAUGCGCUACUGUGGAGGAUCGUAUAAAGGUCGCUGUACGAGUUCGGCCAUUAAACUUUCGUGAGACAACAGGCGGAUGGCCAUUGAUUCUCAAGAAAAAAAGCAAUUGUGUAACACUGACGUCCAACAAUACCCUACAACGCGAUAAUACCACCAAGGACAAAAAUAAAUUUCAAUUUGACCAUGUCUUCUGGUCGCUUGACAGCCCCGACGAGAGCGGCGGCGAGCCUGUCGGUCAGGCCGAGGUGUACGCCACGAUUGGGCGGCCGCUGGUGGCGCACGCGUUCAACGGGUUCAACUCGUGCCUGUUUGCGUACGGGCAGACUGGGAGCGGCAAGACGUACACGAUGAUGGGUGCUGACCCGAACGCGGUUGGCGGAGCUGACGCUGGCGUGACGCCGCGGUUGUGCCUGGAGCUGUUCCAAAUGCGCGAGCGCAUCGAGGCGGAGGGCCACUCGAAGUGGUCGGUGGAGGUGGGGUACAUCGAGGUGUACAACGAGCGUGUGUCGGAUCUGCUGGCGAAGCGGAAGAAGGGCUCGAAGGAGGAGGUGUUUGUGGAUGUGCGCGAGCACCCGACGCGUGGCGUGUUCAUCGAGGGGCAGGAGCUGCGCGAGGUGUCGAGUCUGGACGAGGUCCUGGGGCUCAUCGAGGCCGGCAACCGCGUGCGCCACACCGCCGCGACGAAGAUGAACGACCGCAGCAGCCGCAGUCACGCGAUCUUCAUGCUGCUGCUGCGCGAGGAGAGGUCGAUGCAGACGGCGACUGGGCAGACAAUCACGACGGCUGGCAAGAACAGCCGGAUGAACCUUGUGGAUCUGGCGGGGUCGGAGCGUGUCGCGCAGUCCGAGGUUGUUGGGCAGCAGUUCAGCGAGGCGCGGCACAUCAACCUUUCGCUGACGACGCUCGGGCGCGUAAUUGACAUGCUGGCCGACAUGACAAAGAACAAGGAUAGCCAGUGGUCGAUGCCGCCGUACCGCGAGUCGAAACUGACGUUUCUUCUGAAGGACUCGCUCGGCGGCAACUCGAAGACGUUCAUGAUUGCGACGGUGAGCCCGAGCGGGAUGAACUACGAGGAGACGCUGAGCACGCUGCGCUACGCGUCUCGUGCACGUGACAUUGUGAAUGUGACGAAGGUGAAUGAGAACCCGCGUGCACUUCGCAUUCGUGAGCUGGAGGAGCAGAUGGAGCAGAUGCGCAAGGACAUUCAGGGCAAGGAUCCUGCAUACGUUGCCGAACUGGAGGAGCAGCUCAGGCUGCUGGAGGCGGAGACUCAGAAGCGCGCUGCCGACCUGCAGGCACUGGAGCGAGAGCGGGAGAAGAACGAGAUACACGAGAAGAUGCUGCGCGCGACGGAGGCUGAGCGACAGGAGCUGCUGAGCAGGGCUGGCGCUUUGGAGCGGCAGUCGCAGGAGCAGCGUGCGGAGCUAGAGCGUCAGAACGCACAGCUUGCUGAUCGCAUGCGCCAACUUGAGUCGGAGUGUGAGGCGCAGCAACGGCUGCUGCACGAGCUGGAGCUGCUGCGGGACGAGCACGAGAGUCUACAGAGGGCUGUGAUGCUGCUGCGCACCGAGGUGGAGGAGAUGGACCAGCGCCAUGACAGGACAACGUACCACCUGCUCGCUGUGAUGGAACUGCACGCCGAAUGUUACGAGGCGGUUGUAGCCCGCCUUGGGGUGGAGCACGAGCAUCAGUUGAACCAAAACGCGAGGUGGGAUGCCGACGAGCGCGCUGCGCUGGAACGGCGUAAUGAGGAGGGUUUAGCGGAGCGAGACAGCGCGCUCUCGGCGCUUCAGGAGGCUCUGGAUGACUGCCAGCGGCGUCUGGAUGAAUCAGAGACUGCGGAGGAAAAGCUGCGAGUAGCGUAUGAAGCGCUUGAGAAGGAAAAAGAUGGAAUUCAUGAAAACAUGAAGUUGCUACAGCAGGCGAAGACGGAGGUGGAGCAGAGCCUGGAGGCAAUGACGUCGGAGCGGGAUGGGCUGCGGGAGAAUUUGUUAUCGUUGAAAAAGGAUUACGACUUUGUUGUUACAUCGUGUGCAAAGUUGCGUGUGGAUAUGUCAUUAGCUGAUUUGGAACAUCAGGACGAGUUGGCAAGGCUUCGAAUUGACAAUGAUGCUUUUGCUGCCGAGUUACGUAGGGCUCUUGGGAAAUUGAAUGCGUCGGAGGUGCGGCUGAAGUACUUGCGUUCAUUAUGUAAGUCGGCGGGAUUGGGUGGCUCGGCGGAGAGUGGCGAGGACUAUCAAGUUACCCGUUCCGUGCUGGCGAUGAGAAAGACUUGA
Molecule: messenger RNA, 2298 nt
Organism: Trypanosoma cruzi
Lineage: Eukaryota; Euglenozoa; Kinetoplastea; Trypanosomatida; Trypanosomatidae
Product: kinesin-like protein, putative
Exons: 1
Coding region: 1-2298 (765 amino acids)
Biological process (GO): microtubule-based movement
Molecular function (GO): plus-end-directed microtubule motor activity; microtubule binding; ATP binding
Source: RefSeq, a predicted model, not a curated record